AUGAUAGCCCCGCAGCCUGGGGUGCCUCUAAUGUUGUACCUAACCUCAACCCCUAAGUCCAUAGGGGCAUUAUUGGUCCAAGAUGUAGAUGGAGGAGAACGUCCGGUGUAUUACAUCAGCCGGAGGAUUCGAGGAGCAGAAGUCCAAUAUACUCCGGUAGAGAGACAUUGUUUAGCUUUGGUAUUCACCGCCCAAAAGCUCAGACAUUACUUCUUAACACAUCAGAAUCAGAUUGUUACUAGAAGUGACCCAAUCCGAUACCUCCUCAGCAAGCCUGCUCUAACCGGGAAGGUGGCAAGAUGGUUGUUAGCACUGGGUGAAUUCGAGAUCACAUGCGUAGCUCCCAAAGCAAUCAAAAGCCAAGCCUUAGCCGAUUUCCUUGCCCAAUUUCCAAGUGGUAACUAUGAACCAGUGAAUGAAGAAUUAAGAGGAGAAGUGCAUGCAGCUAUGGCUUCCGAGGAAAGCUUUUGGACAUUGAGCUUUGACGGAGCAGCAGCCGGAGGGAAAGGAGGAACCGAGAUAGUCCUUACAAGCAAAAGUGGGGAAAAGUUAUAUUUGUCUUAUAAACUGGAUUUCCAUUGUUCGAAUAAUGAAGCCGAGUAUGAGGCUCUUAUUUUAGGUCUGAUAGCAGCUGAGAAACACAUGAAGCAAGUUUCAGGACAGUUCAUCUUAAAGGAGCUUGCCUUGGCCACAUAUCGAACAACAGUCCAAAGGCUUCUUGACAAAUUUCAGAAGGUCGAAAUAGAGCAUCUGCCUCACUCCGACAACAAGUUUUCAGAUGCCCUCGCAACAUUAGGGGCAAGAGUUGACAUUCUAGAGAAAGAGGCGACAAUUGUUAUCAAGAAGAGAACAAAGCCUUCAAUAAUACCCGAGGACAAAGACCUUCCGGAGGACUAG
Camellia sinensis is the source of this 897-nucleotide messenger RNA. Lineage: Eukaryota; Viridiplantae; Streptophyta; Magnoliopsida; Ericales; Theaceae. The record is from RefSeq and is a predicted model, not a curated record.